Messenger RNA from Colletotrichum orchidophilum, 1704 nucleotides. Its product is annotated as methyltransferase domain-containing protein. The record is from RefSeq and is a predicted model, not a curated record. The coding region runs from base 1 to 1704 and encodes 567 amino acids. The transcript has 8 exons. Gene Ontology annotation, molecular function: methyltransferase activity. NCBI's taxonomy places the organism in Eukaryota, Fungi, Ascomycota, Sordariomycetes, Glomerellales, Glomerellaceae.
AUGCAGAAUCUCUCGCAAGCGAAGGAACGCAAGCGAAGGAAGAUGCCAAAGAUAAACAAAGAGAAGCCUGUAACGGCGCAAGAGCUAUCCUCGACGCCUUCCAAACCGACGACCUCGUCUAUAAGCGCCGAUCCAGUGCUGGGACACAGGGUUGUCAUUCUCAUUCACAAUUUCCUCCAAUCGGCAAAGGAACCCGAUGCGCAACGACGCAUGGAUGCUAAGGCCGACGUCAACUACAUGAGUGGCCCUCAUUUCGAUGAAGAUCACGUCAAGAAAGUCGGAGAAUCUACUAUGAAUGUCGAGUUUCCAACGACUACCACUACAACCACUCAAGUCAAUUACGACGACGAAAAUGAAGAAAGUCAUGCGAAACUCAAGAUAAAAGGGUUGAGUGUGGAUGAUGCUAUCAAAACCUUGAUGAAGGGGUUCUUGGACAAGCGCAGGGCCAGCAGAGACUCUAGGUGUUGCGGAUCACACGACGUAGCUCCAAUAUAUGAAGCUUUUUUUUUUUUUUGGCAUACAAGGACCCAUUUGUUCGGAACAGCUGCAGUCUGCACCGGGCCGGUAGUCCAGAUGAGCGCCCUAGGAGGCAGUUUCUCGGAAAGGUCCGACGCCGCCUCCCCCAUGAGUACUACCUCGGACACGAGUGAUGAAGGUGUUGCACUCGAAAUUGACGACAGUGAGGACAAUGAUUCGACCCUUGACGACCGGAUGUCGUCGUACACCAAGUCGGUGACCUCUAGCGCAACGGAUUACCCUACAGAAUAUGGGCGGCGAUAUCAUGCAUUUAGAGCAGGAGGUAAGUGUAUUGAAUAUCAUGCUGCCACCCACAAGUGCCUCCGGGACCCUGCUCACUAUGACACGGCCUACUUUGCUCCCAACGACGAGGAUGAACUAGGUCGCCUAGAUUUCAACCAUGAGCUAGUCCUAAAGAUCCUCGAUUACAACCUCUUCUUAGCCCCAAUCGACGAGAAGGAGAUGCAGCGAGUACUUGAUAUCGGCACUGGCACGGGCAUCUGGGCUAUUGAGAUGGGUGACACUUUCCCAAACGCUCAGGUGUGUACUACUGCGAUCACAUUACACGACCGGAAGCUGAGUCGACAGAUCAUCGGCAACGACUUGAGUGCCACCCAACCAAACUUAGUUCCAUCCAACGUGAGGUUCGAGAUUGAUGAUGUGGAAAGUGAUUGGCUCUAUGAGGACCACUUCGACUUCAUCUUCAGCCGUUACAUGGCCGGAUCUCUUUCAGAUUGGCCCACACUUAUAAGUCGCGCCUAUGAAAAUUUGAGACCAGGCGGAUGGAUUGAAUUCCAGGACUACGAUUUCGAGUUCUCGUCCCAUGAUGGGAGCUUGACGCCAAAUCACUAUACUUAUCAGUGGGAUCAUCUCUUCAUGGAAGCCGCCAGAAGCGUUGGCCUCGACCCAUGUCCUGGAUCCAAGCUGGAGGCCUGGGUACGCGAGGCGGGAUUCGUCAAGGUCACGCAUCGUCUUAUCAAGGUGCCUAUCGGGCCGUGGGCUAAAGACCAGUAUCACAAAGAUAUUGGCAUGGGGAACUUGAUCCAGCUUCUGGACGGGCUCGAGGCAUUUACCUUGAGGCUAUUCUGUGGGAUUCUAGGCUGGACAGAGGAAAAGGUGUCGAUGCUGCUGUCCCACGUCCGCCAAGAGCUGAGAUCGGGCGCCUUCCAUGCCUAUGGCAAGUUGUGA